UGAAGGCCAGGGUGGGAGGUUGUGGGAGGAGUCCAGGUUUCACUUCCUUGCUGGCUGGGGACUCCCAGCCAGAUGGAAGAGUGAGAACAGCUAAGCCGGCCCUCUCCUUCCACUGCACCUGGCCUGGAGCAAAGCGCACAGGCGGAUGGGCAGAGCAGAGCCUCUGGGAGCAAACAUGAAUGCCCGGGUACCCUCGGACCUGUGGAGCCAACCAGAUGGGGACACCGAGCUGCUCCAAGACUUGGGGUGGUACCACAGCGACCUCACGAGGCACGCCGCAGAGGCCCUGCUCCUAUGCAAUGGGCGCGAUGGCAGCUACCUCCUGAGAGACAGCCAAGAGCAGCCGGGCCAGUACUCCUUGUCCGUGAGAGCCAAAGACUCUGUCAAGCACUUCCACGUUGAAUACACUGGAUACUCAUUUAAAUUUGGAUUUAAUGAAUACUCAUCUCUAAAGGAUUUUGUGAAGCAUUUUGCAAAUGAGCCUUUGAUUGGAAGUGAGACAGGCACCCUGAUCGUGCUCAGACACCCCUACCCCAAGGAUGUGGAGGAGCCAGCCAUCUACGAGUCUGUCCGGGUCCACACAGCGAUGCAGACAGGGAGGACAGAGAGUGACCUCAUGCCUGCUGCACCUUCUCUGGCCACCAAAGAGGGCUACCUCAUGAAGCAGGGUGGCCUGGUCAAGACAUGGAAAACAAGAUGGUUCACUCUGCACAGAAAUGAACUGAAAUACUUCAAAGACCAGAUGUCACCAGAACCAAUUCGGAUCCUAGACCUCACAGAAUGUUCUGCUGUACAAUUUGAUUAUUCACAGGAAAGGGUAAACUGCUUUUGCUUAGUAUUUCCAUUCAGGACAUUUUAUCUCUGUGCGAAGACAGGAGUAGAAGCUGAUGAAUGGAUCAAGAUAUUGCGAUGGAAACUGUCACAAAUAAGGAGACAGCUCAACCAGGGAGAAGGCACCAUCCGAUCCCAUUCAUUCGUUUUUCAGUAGGUCUUUGUGCCAAGGAGCACCGGCCCUUGAGCAACGUGGGGAGCUGUCCGACGCCGAUCCCUGGCAGGCUUAGGUGACAGCUGAGAAGAGCAGCCUCAGCUUCGGACCCGUGUUGUGUGGUUGCAGACCCAUGGAGCACCACUUCCUCCUAUGAUGCCACCUCUGCUGCUGCUGUUGCUGCUGCUGCUGCUGCUGCUGGCCUCGCCUGGGUCUGUUGACUCAGGACAGGCAGGGAAAGGAUGGCAUCCAUGUGGCAUUCCAGGCUGUGUACAUUGUCACCUGGGCCCCCUUGAGUGACUUGGUCAGGUCAUUUGCCUCUAGCUGUGCUGUGACCACAGGGAAAAGUUCCAGGAGAUUUAGGAUGGACACUCCUCACAACACAAACCCAGUAGCAAGCACUGCAGACUUGAAGGAGGGUUCGUUAUUUGCUUUUUCUUUAUAUGUUUCCAAAACUACAAUAGAAAAUGUUUGCCAUAAUUAUUUUCUCCUUUUAGAAGUCUUUGAAAUUUAAGGGCCAGAAAAUCACUCAGUGGAAUAAGCGCUUCCCUGGAAAGCACAAAGGUCUAAGUUCAAUCCCCAGUUCCACCAAAAAAAAAAAAUUUAAUGGUCCUUUUCUUCUAAUAAAACUAUCAAUGAAUGUCCCUUGGGUAGGUCAAAAAAGGGAAAUGAAGGCACAGUCUUUAAAACAUCUCUUGCAACCAUUUGGGGAGAAAUGUCUGAGAGAGGAAACAUAACUUGAGGAAGGGUAAUAAAAAGUAAUCUAUCACUUAAUAAUAGUUACUACAAUGAUUACUGUUGCAGCUGUAAUAAUCACAGUGCAUCUGUAAGCACUAAGGCACCUUUAGCCAACAUUUCUCCCCAGCACUGAAGGAGACUUUUCCAUGAGUGUGUUGUAGCAAUCCUACCUCCAGAAGGAGCUGUGCAGGAUUCACCCUCUAGCACUGUGCACCUUAUUGAAGGACAGCUUGUAUUGUUGCUCAGGGAAUAACACUAAAUCCCCAUGUCAUAGACAGUGUCAUAGUGCAGUUUCACAUUGGAAUAAGAGGAGUGAAGUAGUAAUAACAGGUGCCCGGAGUGCAUCAACAGGUCCUAGCUUCUGUUUGUUUCUGUUUUCUUCUGUGAUCUUCAUUAAUAUUGCUCAUUGAGAUAGAUGUUUGAAGGCAGCAAAAAUAGAUGAAGAAUCUGAAAACAGUGGCCCCAAGAGGCAUCUUGUUACAUGAGUACCAGCUGGACAGACAUGUUGAGGUUAGAGCACAUUUAAUAAACUUUCCUGUCCGUCUUACACAGAAUAAGGCCAAUUUCAAGUGAAAGUGCACUGCAUCAAGCUUGCAGGAAGAAGUCACCACUGUGUCCUCACUGAAGUGUAUGGUUUGGUUCUGUUUUCUUAAACACAAGGGUGUUUCUCUGUGUAUGUAAUAUGAACUUUCUGUAAGACAUGUUUAUUUAUAGUCUUCAGUUUUAUUAAAAAGACCGUGACUU
This is a messenger RNA of Octodon degus (degu), 2467 nucleotides long. It is a transcript of the gene Dapp1, whose product is annotated as dual adaptor of phosphotyrosine and 3-phosphoinositides 1. Lineage: Eukaryota; Metazoa; Chordata; Mammalia; Rodentia; Octodontidae. The record is from RefSeq and is a predicted model, not a curated record. The coding region runs from base 146 to 988 and encodes 280 amino acids. The transcript has 9 exons.